CAAACAGGAGAGGAGAGGACGCGACCAGCGGCACGGCACUCUGCUGGCUCGGGGUUUCCUCGGGGAAGUUUUGUAUAGUUUUUACCAGCUUUUGUAAAAACAGAUAGUCAUGAUAAUAUCGUGUUUCGUAGUAACUUUUAAUACUUUGAUACUCUCGUUUUGACAUUUUUUCUUACAACUAAACCGGGGAAGGAUUGGCUUAGCUCGCUAGCUCGGAAACACUGGUCCCCCUCUCUCUCCGCGUUCGACAAAAGCUGCUGAUGAGCCAGCGAAUACACAAAAGAAGAUAAUAAUACAACCUUUGUGUACACAUCAGUUGAAUGAUAACUGAUGCGCCGUCUUCCCUGUAGUUAGAAGCGUUCGGUCGUUGCUGCCGUUUGCACAGCUAACAGUUCAAGCCCCGAAGGGAGCACAGCAAACGACCACGGCAGCCUGCCUCGGGAGAGCAUGACGGCCGUUCAGCUGAUAAAUAUCCAGCGGCUACUGGAAGCUGCGGAUUAUCUCGAGAGGAAAGACAGAGAGUGCGAACAUGGAUAUGCCUCCGCGUUCCCGUCAAACCAGGAGGACACAAACUAUCAGCGGCAGCGGAAAUUCCGAAAUAAGAAGUUCAGCAGUAACCACAAUAGGUCCACACAUAAUGAACUGGAGAAGAAUAGACGAGCUCACCUGAGGCUGUGUCUGGAGCGGUUGAAGGCCCUCAUCCCCCUGGGACCCGAGUGCAACCGCCACACCACCCUGGGCCUGCUCAACAAAGCCAAAGCACACAUAAAGAAACUUGAAGACGCGGACAGGAAGAGCCAGUACCAGCUGGAGUCUCUGGAGCGCGAGCAGAGGCACCUCCAGCGGCAGCUGGAGCUGCUGAGGGGAGGCAGCGGUGCUGCAGCCCAGAGUGGCCCGGGAGAGGGCGAGAGGAUACGCAUGGACAGCGUGGGCUCCACCCUCUGUUCCGACCGCUCCGACUCUGAGCAAGAGGAGAUCGAGGUGGACGUGGAAAGCACGGAGUUCUCCCAUGGAGAGCUGGACAGUGUGAGCACGGCCAGCACCAGCGACCUGGACGACCACAGCAGCCUGCAGAGCAUGGCCAGUGACGAGGGCUACUCCUCCUGCAGUGUCAAACUUGCCUUCUCCUCCUAGAGCCCCACACCGACGCCGCCGCCACCACCACCACCACCACCACCUCCUCCUCCUCCUCCUCCCUGCCAAACCCACCUGCCCUCCCGUCUGUUUAUCCAUCCAGCCAUGUCUACAUGCAAAAAUCCAGUCACCUCAGACAACGCCCGGGGCCCCAGCUAAUGGCUGAGCAGUGCCCCCCUCUCCUGCUCCUAGCCUUUUAGUUUGUACCCCCCCACCCCACCAAAAAAAAAAAAAACAGACACCAGGGAUCCAAACACAGUGAUGUAAGACUGACAAUUGGUUUUGAUCUUCGUCUCUUCUUUUAAAGGGAGAUCAGAGACUUGGUUGACGUGAAAAAUUAUACAUCCUCGUCGUUUUUAAAUCCUGCAAUUGAAAUGAAUGGUUUUUACUAUUUAUUUCAUCAAUGUCUGGAUUUUUUAAAAGAUUCACAAUCCCCAAUUCGAUGCGAAAUGCACUUAAGUCCCUCUAACAUUGAAAGAAUUCCGAGUUUCGGUGCGGUUCUCCCUCCUGUUGGUGCUUGUGUGUGUUGAGCUGAUCCUUUGUAUCCCGCCAUGAUGUUCUGCUGUCGGGCCUGGAUGACCGGGAGCACAUCUGAUCUGGACUUUAAAAGGACACUGUGGGUGAACUUUGCCAUAUCAACACAACGCGGUCCCCGAUGAAGACGUCCUCCCAGCCCCUGUCUUAUUGUUGUUGUUUUUUUUCAUUACCUCUGCUCAACACCGCAGAAGCUUGGACACUUGAAUUGGUGCUAUUGUGAAACAAACCCAUCGGGUAAGCAGAUCAGAUACAACACCACUAAGCUUUUAAAGCAAACACAAGCGUGUCUGUCGUGAUUGUUUCCAACCAAGCAUGGAGGGAAACAACCACACGAAAAAAUAAUGGAGGGUGAAAAAAAAAACAUUCCUGUCGAAUGUGGGUGCUUCAGUGCAUUUUCAAAGAGUGGAAAUUGUAACUGUGUGUGUGUGUGUGUGUGUGUGUGUGUGUGCGUGUGCGUGUAUGUGUAUGUGUGUGUGUGUGCGUGUGUGUUCUUUUGUUUUGGUUUAUUUCCCCUCGACAAAGCAGCUACAACAAGCCAUCCUGCACUUGCCUACUUUAGAGCUGUGUAUAGAAACGGCACAAACCAAGAAGUAAAAAGAAAAGAAAAAGUCCAAACAACGACAGCAAACUUUGGAACAGAAGCCCAUCCUCUUUCCAGCAGUAACAAGCAAUAACUCUUGUAGUCGUUUUUUUUUUGUCCCAUCAGUUUGAACUCCCUCCUGUUUUUCCCCCCUCUUCUUCUUCUAAAGACACUUUUGUGUGUCCGUCCAAAAAAAAGAAGCAAAUUUCUAGUUUUUUCUUUGUACAUACAAAUAACUAAAUAAAUUAAACUUUAAGAAAUAGUUUUGUUUUUUAAAGAGCUCACAGAUAUAACUAUUGCCUCUGUUGCUGUUUGACCUGUGUUUAUUGUGCUCUUUAAAUUCAAGUGUAUGGAAAGAUUUUGUCCUCUACAGAGCAGCAGUGGAUGUGGCAUGGACACUAUUUUGAUUUUGUUCCGUUUUAUUGACGGAGGCAUUUGAAAGUUAGCCGUUGUGUUGCUCCCCAGAGGAGGACAGACGAGUUCCUCUUCAACACGACAAAGAAAGAAAAAAACAAACCCAACAGAACAACUUUGUGAGAGAAGCGUCGCAGUUGAACUAAAUGUUGGAGAGUAUGCGAGGCCCUCUUUAUUUAUUAGACUCUUUUUUUUUUUUCUGUUCAUGAAUGGGAGAUUAAAAAAAAAGCUGCAUAUGGCAUUCCACUGGUGGUCAGGCGAUCUGUGGAGGGAACGUCUGAAGUGCAGGGAGAAGAAAAUGGUUUAUAUGAUGAUGUCACUGUUCGCCAUCCCAGCUCAUCUGGUAUUAAGGAUUGCACUUCAACCACAGUUCCCUUUAAUUUAAUUUUUCUCUCUCAGUUCCCCUGAAUCCUUUUUGUGUUUGGAAGAAAAAACACACAGCGCCACCCUUUGAAUAUUUAUUUCUCAAUCCCUCAAAGAACACAAGCAUUGAGGGGGGCCGGGGGGGUUAACUUAUUUUGGUUCGGUCUUAUUUUACUCCUGUUGAUGAUCAUUUCUCAUUCCUUAUUUUAAGAAUUGUAUAUUUUAUGGGUUAUUGUUGUUAUUAUUAUUUUUGGGGGAAUUUCUUUGAGGGAGGGUACAGAGGGUGGGAGGGAAUAAGAUGAAAAUGUAGCCAAUUUUUUUUUUUUGUUGAUUUUUUUGUUUUUUCUUUCCAAUGGACACUUGAAAUGUAAUUGGCCCCUAAGCUGCUCCUAGUGCUGAGCCUCGCCUGUCCUGAGUCGUCUGCCUCGUCCGGAGCCGACUUCCCCGCCUCUUUCGCUGUAUGCCUGUGAUGAUGAAUCCAGACCUUUAAAAAAAACGGAUGGGCUCAGAGACAAAAUGGCUGAACCUCCAUGGCCAGCCUGCUGAUAGAAGCCUGUCCGGGUGUUUUGGGUUCUGGGGGGGGGGGGGGUGCUUUCUCUGCACAAGGCGUAUUGAUAGCCCAGACUUUACUGGCAAAUAUUGAGCCGGCUGCUACACAAUAAAAGGGGUCUAACACUCCACUUUCCUCCAUUCGGAGGACUGUAGUCUCUAUUAGACUUUAGUUUUAGUUG
Scophthalmus maximus (turbot) is the source of this 3759-nucleotide messenger RNA. RefSeq names its product max interactor 1, dimerization protein (gene mxi1). Lineage: Eukaryota; Metazoa; Chordata; Actinopteri; Pleuronectiformes; Scophthalmidae. The transcript has 6 exons. Gene Ontology annotation, molecular function: RNA polymerase II cis-regulatory region sequence-specific DNA binding; protein dimerization activity; DNA-binding transcription factor activity, RNA polymerase II-specific. Bases 448 to 1134 code for a protein of 228 amino acids. The record is from RefSeq and is a predicted model, not a curated record. Gene Ontology annotation, biological process: regulation of transcription by RNA polymerase II.